Messenger RNA from Quercus robur (English oak), 2802 nucleotides. RefSeq lists its product as uncharacterized. NCBI's taxonomy places the organism in Eukaryota, Viridiplantae, Streptophyta, Magnoliopsida, Fagales, Fagaceae. The coding region runs from base 1 to 2802 and encodes 933 amino acids. Gene Ontology annotation, molecular function: catalytic activity. The transcript has 4 exons. The record is from RefSeq and is a predicted model, not a curated record.
AUGCCCGUUGGUGAUCCUUCAUCCAGCAAAAACUUGCCGCGUAGGCUUGCAAAUCCUAAGUAUGGGGCUGGGUCCAAGAAUGGGACGAAAGCGUGGGCUUCAAAUUCUACUAAUGUUUUGAAUUUUAAGAAUAGGCCCACUUCGAGUUCAAGCCCAAGUUCGGCCAAACUUUCUGUGGAUAGUUUUAAGGCAGCAGUGGCUUGUUUAAAGCAAGAUAAUAGCCCAUGCCUGGCUCCCCGUGUUCCCAUAGCCCAUCCGUCCUCAGUGAAAAGCAAGAAACAUUUGGCUAGAAAAUUAGCCUCUGUAACUUUACCUAUCACAGCUGCCUCUCCAUGUGGGGAAAGUUCAGAGAAGAAAAUCACCAACCCGCCCUUCACCCAACCUUCUGCUUCUUGUUCUGUUCCCAACAUUACCGCCAGCACCACUUUUGAAUUCUCGGCGACUACCAAUGUCGAGAUCGGAUCUUUUGUUAAUAGAGAAAAUGAUCGGAAUCUGCAAAUCCAAGUUAUCGGAGAGAAGAGUCACGCCGAUGAGCACAUGGAGUUCGAUGAAGGAGUUCAGAUUGCUUCCAGAGCUCAGAUAGUGAAGUUGGGAGCCUUGCUGAAGUUCAUAUGGUGUCCAAUGGUGGAUGCCUUGCUGAAGAUCGAUCAUAUCCGUAAUUUAGUCCAAGAGCAUAAUCCGGCCAUUCUUAUGGUUAUUGAGACGAAGCUAGGGGGUGAUAAAGCGAAGCCAAUCACUGAUAGAUUGUCGUUCGACGGUGCCAUCCACACAAAUACCAUUGGACUCUCUGGUGGUCUAUGGCUUCUUUGGAAUGCUGACUUAGUGGAAGUGGAAUUACUUGCAAAGACAGAGCAGGAAAUUCACGUUGAAGUUAAGUUGCCGUGGGUCAUAGCUGGCGAUUUUAAUGAGCCGUUAAUUGAUGAGGAUAAAUUCGGAGGUAGAGGUGUUAAUAUAAAUCGAUCUCUGGCUUUUAAGGAUUGCUUUGAUAGAUGUAGUAUGGUGGAUAUGGGAUUUUCGGGUCCCAGAUAUACUUGGUCUAAUAAGAGAGAUAUUAGCUAUUUAAUUCUUGAAAGGAUAGAUAGAUUUUUCAUGAACCUAGAUUGGUGCGUCAUUUACCCGAAUGCCAGAGUAACCCACCUUCCUAGGUGUCACUCUGAUCAUUGCCCUGUUCUCAUGGAAGCGUCACCAGUCAGUACAGUCAAGCUCAUCAGGCCAUUCCGGUUUCAAGAAUUUUGGCUUUCUGACAUCUCCUUUCCCAACAUUGUUUCCAAAGCUUGGAAUGGGAAUAGAGAUUUAUCAGAGUCCAUUGAUUGUUUCUCUAAAGAGGCUUCUGUGUGGAACAGAAACCACUUUGGCAACAUCCAUCUGAGGAAAAGGAGAAUUUUGGCUAGAAUUUAUGGCACUCAGAAGGUGCUGUCCAAUAAUCCUAGCUCCUCUCUUAUUUGUCUUGAGAAGCAGCUCCUUAGUGAAUUGGAAACUAUUUUAGACCAAGAACGUGAUCUUUGGCUGUUGAAGUCUAGGUUGAACUGGAUGAUCCAAGGGGAUAGGAACACCUCUUUCUACCAUGUGUCUACCCUUGCUCGAAGGAAAAGAAAUCACAUUGCGGCAGUCAAAGAUGAAAGGGAGUGGCAUGUUAAGCUGUCAGAGGAGGUCAAGCAGUCGAUUGAUGUCAUGGUUUCCACAGAAGAAAUUAAGGAGGCUCUCUGGUUCAUGAAACCUUACAAGGCCCCGGGUCCGGAUGGGUUACAUGCUGGCUUUUACCAAAGGUUUUGGCUUAUUGUGGGGGAGUCAGUGAGGAAGGAGGUUGAAAAAGUCUUCACUACUAGGAAAGUUCCCGAGUAUCUCAACAACACUCAUAUUGUUCUCAUUCCUAAGAUUCAAGGUCCGGAAACUAUUGGGAACUACAGACCUAUUAGUUUAUGCAACUCAGUCUACAAGAUAAUCACCAAGAUUUUAGUUGCUAGAAUUAGACCUCAUCUAAACAAGCUUGUUUCGCCUUACCAGAUUGCUUUCGUCCCAGGAAGGAGAGGUGUUGAUAAUGUUAUCAUUGUCCAAGAAUUAAUUCACACUAUUGGGAGAACCAAAGGAAAUAGAGGGAUCAUGGCCAUUAAGAUCGAUUUGGAAAAAGCCUAUGAUAGAAUUGAGUGGAGCUUUAAUAGGAAGAUGCUCACUCGUUUUAAUUUCCCAGAAAACCUCAUUAAGCUUAUUAUGAGUUGUGUUACCACUGUGUCCACUUCCCUUCUCUUGAAAGGUGGCAGUCUUGACCCUUUCCUACCCUCAAGAGGUAUUAGGCAAGGUGAUCCUCUCUCCCCCUACCUAUUCAUCCUUUGCAUGGAGUUUUUGGGCCAUUUAAUAGAGGAUAAAUGUGUUGCCAAGUUAUGGACCCCUGUUAAAGCUUCCAGAAGUGGGUCGGCUUUUUCGCACCUUUUCUUUGCUGACGACUUGGUCCUUUUUGCCAGUGCGACUCCUGAAAACUGUGCUGCCAUCAAUUCUGUCCUUCAAGAUUUUUGCAAUAAAUCUAGGCAAAAAGUCAGUGAAGCUAAAUCCCGUGUUUUCUUUUCUCCUAAUAUCGACCCGGAUCAAAGAGAUGUUUUAUCUAGCAUUUUGGGAUUCAGUGCUACUACCAACUUGGGCAAGUAUUUGGGUUUUCCUAUAAAUCACCCAGGGAGGCAGAGGCAUGAUUUUGGGUUCAUUUUGGAUAGGGUUAAAAAGAAACUUGCUGGUUGGAAGGCCAAUCUGCUCUCCAUGGCGGGUAGAAUGGUUCUUAUCCAAGCAUCAACUUCAGCCAUCCUAGCUAUGUAA